Paralichthys olivaceus (Japanese flounder) is the source of this 1923-nucleotide messenger RNA. The record is from RefSeq and is a predicted model, not a curated record. Lineage: Eukaryota; Metazoa; Chordata; Actinopteri; Pleuronectiformes; Paralichthyidae.
CCUGGUCCUGAUCCUGGUCCUGAUCCUGAUCCUGAUCCUGAUCCUGGUCCUGAUCUCUGGACGUCUCUCAGAGGUGACGCUCCAGGAGAAACACACGUCUGAUGUUAUUUUGUCUGUUUGUGUUUGCAGUGGAGAUCAGCAUGAAGGGUCCUCACGACUACAUAUCUGCCUCUGAGUGGCCUCUGAUGGUGUUCUACAUGGUGAUGUGUAUUGUGUACGUGCUGCUCGCUGCACUCUGGUUGGUUCUGUCGGCGUGUUACUGGAGGGAUCUGCUCAGGAUCCAGUUCUGGAUCGGAGGCGUCAUCUUCUUGGGAAUGUUGGAGAAAGCUGUUUAUUACGCAGAGUUCCAGAGCAUCAGAUACGACGGCCUGUCAGUCCACGGGGCCGUGGUGUUCGCUGAGCUUCUCUCUGCGGUGAAGAGGACUCUGGCUCGGGUGCUGGUGAUCAUCGCCAGUCUGGGAUACGGCAUCGUCAAGCCCAGACUCGGCGCCCUGCUUCACAGAGUCGUCGCUGUGGGUCUGCUCUACCUGAUGUUCUCCAGCGUCGAGGGAAUCCUCCGAGUCAACACUGAUCGAGGAGACAACACCAGCAGUAGAGUUUUGUGUGACAUCGUGCUGGCCUUCACUGACUCCUGUAUCGUCUGGUGGAUCUUUGUGAGUCUGGCUCAGACCAUGAAGCUGCUGAAGCUGCGGAGGAACGUGGUGAAGCUCUCGCUCUACAGACACUUCACCAACACGCUCAUCUUCGCCGUCAUAGCUUCGGUCAUUUUCAUCGCCUGGACGACAAACACCUUCAAGAUGCCGAAGUGUUUGUCUGACUGGAGGGAGCUGUGGAUAGAUGACGCGUUCUGGCGCUUUUUGUUUUCCAUCAUCCUAUUGGUCAUAAUGUUCCUAUGGCGACCGUCAGCCAAUAACCAGAGAUACGCCUUCAGUCCUCUGGUGGAUGAAGAGAGUGAAGAAGAGGAGCAGGAGCCGAUGAUGAACGAAGCUUUCGAGGGGAUGAAGAUGAGGGGCAUGAAGAACGAGACCAACGGUUCGGCCAAAGCAAACAAAGUGGAUGAGGAUCUGAAGUGGGUGGAGGAGAACAUCCCGUCAUCUAUGGCAGACGUAGCCCUGCCCCCCCUGCUGGACUCGGAUGAGGAAAUCAUGACGACGAAGUUCGAGAUGUCCAAGAUGGAGUGAGGAGGAAGAGGAGGUAGAGACGAAGAGUCCGUUCAACACACGGAGAAAUAAAACAGAUUAGUGUCGGUGAUGGAGGGAAGGAGCGAUGCACAUGUGAGGAGGGAAAGACGAACUGAUGGAUGACAGAGGGAACGCGGAGAGGAAGGAGUGUUUGAUUUACAGUCGGUAUGUGGUUCGAUCCCUGAACGUAUGAGCUUUGUAAGCCCUGGUUGUACAAACACUGGGAGUCGAAACAAUCACAGCGACACGGACGCUUCUUUUUAUCGCCUGUUUAUAUUUAUCUCUCUCUCUCUCUCCAAAUAUAUAUAACAUCAAAUGCGUCGUAUAUAUAUUCAUUGAUAUAUAUUCACACAGUUGAUGUUACUGUUUUUGUUUUUGCCUUCUCACCGUUUACAUGCCGAGAUGUGGUUUUCCAAUCUUGCGUCAGUCGACGUGUGUGUUUACUGACAGUGGUUUUGUUUCUGGAGUUGGAAACUGUUCGUGUUGAGUUUUGUUUGGAUCCGUUCGUUCUGUAAAAGCUGUAAAUCACAAAGAAGAGAAUGUGAAUGAACUCAUGGAAACAGAUUUUCUUUGCCAUCGGUUUUUGGAAGUGUGUUGUUUUUCCCGCUUCAGCCAUUAAAUUAAAUUCUUCUCAUUGAGACGGUUUUUCUUCAUAAGCUCGCUGAUAUUUUUGUAUUUUUUAUUUUUUUCCAAAUCAUCAUGUUUGCUCCAUCUGGCUGAUUAAAAUCCAACUUUAAUGAAA